UAUAUAGCCUGGCCUCGAACUUCAAGUUUUGUAUAUUAAAAGAAUCAACUAAUAAUAUAUACUGGAUCUAAAGAACUUCAAGUAACAUAGCCGAGAGGACACAACUCGAACUUCAAUUUGAAAUUAUAAAAGCAUCAACUAAUAAUAUAUACUGGAUCUAAAUCAGAAUUACGCAGUCAAAUGUGUUUAUUAGAAGGGAAUAAUAGACUAAAAUGGGUGACUCGGUAUUUUGCAGUCUUUUUAUUUAAAUGUAAAUCUGUAUAAUCAACGAAUAAUUUUAUCAAAAGUCAUUGGCCACUAUACGAAUUUAUCGGCUAUAAAUAGUAGGAAAGCUUUUCACGUUAAAGAACUUAACCUCAUCCACAUUAACUUAAAAGAAAGAGAGAUGGUGAGACAAUUGGAAGAUGUAAUGAGCAUGGCUACAACAACAACACAUUUCGAUGCUAGCUAUCUGUUUCAUGUUGUGUUCUUGGCUCUGAUCGGCUGUUGUGUCCUCUCGGCUAUGUUAUUCUCUUGCGCCGAUGGAGUUUCCAACAACAAAUCCAAUUCGGCAAACACUACCGGUGGCGGAGGUUGUGGGGGCGGAGGUUGUGGGGGCGGCGGUUGUGGGGGCGGCGGUUGUGGGGGCGGUGGUUGUGGUGGAGGUUGAGAAAUUUCAUUCGUCUUCGUCGGGAAAAAAAACACAGAACAUUGGACCAUUUUACUUUCGUAUUAUCGUUAUGUAAAUAGAUCCCUUAUUUGUAGUACUGUGUAAGCAUAGAUUGUGUUUUUUCUUGUAUAUACAAAGAAAUACUAUUUCUUUCCAAUUCCAUCUU
Messenger RNA from Camelina sativa (false flax), 815 nucleotides. The record is from RefSeq and is a predicted model, not a curated record. Lineage: Eukaryota; Viridiplantae; Streptophyta; Magnoliopsida; Brassicales; Brassicaceae.